Panthera uncia (snow leopard) is the source of this 27168-nucleotide messenger RNA. RefSeq names its product WD repeat and FYVE domain containing 3 (gene WDFY3). Gene Ontology annotation, molecular function: protein binding; metal ion binding. The record is from RefSeq and is a predicted model, not a curated record. The transcript has 68 exons. The coding region runs from base 2884 to 13467 and encodes 3527 amino acids. NCBI's taxonomy places the organism in Eukaryota, Metazoa, Chordata, Mammalia, Carnivora, Felidae.
UAUUUAAAUUCCAGUUAACAUACAAUGUAGUAUUAAUUUCAGGUGUAGAAUUUAGUGAUUGAACACCACAUCCAACGAGUGUCCUCCUUAAUCCCCAUCACCUAUUUAACCCAUCCCCCACCCACUGCCAUCACCAUUUCUAUAAUCCAAGGGGCUUGCAGUAUUUUGCCUGCUAAGAAGUAGUGCCUAUGGGGAACUCAGGCAAAUGGAUGCUGGACAGUAGUAGCAGCUGAGGUCCAUCUUAGUGUAAUUGAUCUCUUGCAUAACUGCUUUUCCUACCACCUGGUUGUGGUUGUUUUCAUGAACUCACUAGGCAAGCACUAGGCUGGCUGCAGGAGGAUUUAUGACUUGAUCUCUGAUUUGAGCCAUCUCUCCAGUGAUUAUUAAGAGCCUUUACAUUUUGAUUUGUUUGAUUUGGUAGUAGCAGGAUUCUGGUGAGGAAUUUUUUAGGGUAUGGCACCAUUGUAAGAGGUUCAUUCAAAUAGCCAUUCCUUUUUUUUUCCCCCUCCCAAAUAGCCAUUCCUUAAAUCUUUCCUUGGUUUUUCCUCUGAUCUUUUCCUUCAAGGCCAUUCAUCAUGGCACAGAGAAGGGAAAGAUUGUAGGCUGUUUAGCCACUCCAAGAAGUGUCUACUACAGAAGUAAUAAUGUGGUCUGCAAGUUCCCAAAAUUUAAUAAUAUUUUCUAAAAGUUUUCAAAAUGUUUUUGUCUUAAUUAGAUUCAGAUCUUUUCCCAUUUAGAUUUCAUGCUGUACAGUUUCUCAGCCAUAAAGACCUUAUUUUAAAAUUUGUUUUUAUUUUGGUUUAUAGAAUGCUAAAACACAAUAUGUCCUUUGUGAAGGCAUGUGUGUAUGUAUAUAUGUAUGUAUAUGUGCAUACACACACACACACACACACACAUCUGAGCAUAGGAAGUGUUUAUAAAAUGCAUAGCAGAAUUUUAUGAUUGAUUAUCUUUGGGGCAUGGGUUAGGAGAAAAGAAGAUUAAGUGUUGUGGAGAGCAACUUUUAUUGUUUUACUUCAAAAAAUGUGUACUACUUGACAUUUCAUAUUCUGUUGAGGAUGCACCUUUAUUAAUAUGAAAAUGUUGGCAUAAAAUUUUUGUUUCUUAUAGUUAACGUUAGAGAGUUUUAGGAUGAUUUAAAGACUAAUAAGCAGUACUUAUAUAUAAAGCUAUCUGUGCUGUCAACAAAAGUGUUGUUGUGGUUUUUAAUUUUUUUUUUAGCCUGUUUGGGAGUUAGAUGCUUCUUGAAAGUCACUGCAUAAAUUAGUUUUUCAUGUAUUUACACUAAAGUUGAAUUUGUUUUUCUCAUCAACAUAAAGUUUUUAUUUAAAACUAUAAUUAACAGGGGCACCUGGGUGGCUCAGUUGGUUGAGUGACUGACUCUUGAUUUUGGCUCGGGUCAUGAUCUCAUAGUUUCGGAGAUUGAGCUCUGUGCUGGCAGUGCAGAGCCUGCUUGGGAUUCUCUCUCUCCCCUCUCUCUGUACCUCCCCUUGCUCGCUCGCUCGCUCUCUCUCUCUCAAAAUAAACUUUAAAAAUACAAAAUAAAACUGUAAUUAACAAAAAGUAUAAUAUAUCUUACUCUGAAAUGUCUAUAAUUCAGAGGUCAAGUUGCAAUAAAGAAUUGCAGGAAGGAGGCUUUCAACAUGUUAUUCUCUCUUCUAAUUUUAGGUUUUGUGUCAGGUAUCUGAUAGGGACCCAAUGCUAUGAAGAGCUCUAAACUAGAAGUAAAAGGAUGUACUUUCCAGUUUUUAGUAUGUGCGGGCCGGAUUGUAUCAUCGUUAGACUAUUCAGUAGUUGACAAUGAUUUUGUCACCUCCCAAAAAGCAGUCAAUUAUAUCUUUUUAAAAAAAAAAAAAAAAACAUUCCUUCAAGUAUAUUUAGAGAAAAAUGAACAAAUUUUAAGUGAAUUUUCUGUAUAUGAACUUUUAAAUGUACUAUUUUUAAAAAUGAAAGGCUAGCCACAAGCCAGGAAAAAUAUUUGCAAAGCAUAUAGCUGGCAGAGGAUUUGAACCAAAAUAUCUUAAGAACUCUCACUAUUUGAUAAUAAGACAAAGAACCCUGUCAAAAAAUAGACAAAGGGUUUGCACCAGAGAUACAUGAAUGGCCAAUACAUCCCACAUAGAAAGAUACUCAGCAUCACUAGUCAUCAAGGAAAUGCAGAUUUAAACCAUAGGGUGAUACUAUUACACACACACUAGCAUGGCUAGGAAUAAAGUCUGGUAAUGUUAGAAUUGGUGAAGAUUUGGAGCAACUAGGAGUUUCCUUUCAUACAUUGCUGGUGAAAUGGUAUAGCCACUUUAGCAAACAAUUGAGGAGUUUCUUAUAAAGUUAAACAUAUUCUCUAUGAACUCUUAAGUUACAUUCCUAGGUAUACAUGCAAGAGAAAUGAAAGCUUAUGUCCACAAAAAGCUAAUGUUCAUAGUAUUAUUCAAAAUGGUUCUAAUUUGCUUUUAAUGAAUAGUUAACAAUAUUGAACAACCUUUCAUGUGUUUCUUUGUUAUGUCUAUAUCUGUCUUUUUAAGAAGUAUUGACAUCUUUAACUCUUAAAAAAAUUUUUUUUAAUGUUUAUUUACUUUUGAGGGAGAGAGACAGAGCGUGAGUAGGAGAAGGGCAGAGAGAGAGAGAGGGAGACACAGAAUCUGAAACAGGCUCCCCGCUCUGAACUGUCAGCACAGAGCCCAACGCUGGACUCAACUCACAAACCUCAAGAUCAUGACCUGAGCCAAAGUCUGAUGCUUAACCAACUGAGCCAACCCAGGUAUAAUACUUCUCCACAUCUGCUUCAGGAAGAAAGUGCCUGCCAUUCCUAUUGUUUCUACGCAGGUUCAUGCCAGCCCAGAACGGAGAAUCAGAAUUAGAAGAGUUUAUCACCCACCAGCCAAGAUGAACAUGGUGAAGAGGAUCAUGGGGCGACCGAGGCAGGAGGAGUGCAGCCCCCAAGACAAUGCCUUAGGACUGAUGCACCUCCGCCGACUCUUCACUGAGCUGUGCCACCCUCCCCGGCACAUGACUCAGAAGGAACAAGAGGAGAAGCUGUACAUGAUGCUGCCAGUGUUUAACAGGGUUUUUGGAAAUGCUCCGCCAAAUACGAUGACAGAAAAAUUUUCUGACCUUCUGCAGUUCACAACCCAAGUCUCACGACUGAUGGUGACAGAAAUUCGAAGGAGAGCAUCAAACAAAUCCACAGAAGCUGCAAGUCGGGCCAUAGUCCAGUUCCUAGAAAUCAAUCAGAGUGAAGAAGCCAGUAGAGGUUGGAUGCUUCUGACAACAAUUAAUUUGUUAGCAUCCUCUGGUCAGAAAACCGUGGACUGCAUGACAACGAUGUCAGUGCCUUCCACCCUGGUUAAAUGUUUAUAUCUGUUUUUUGACCUUCCACAUGUGCCUGAGGCAGUUGGAGGUGCACAGAAUGAGCUACCUCUAGCAGAACGUCGUGGACUACUCCAGAAAGUUUUUGUACAGAUCUUAGUGAAACUCUGCAGUUUUGUUUCUCCGGCGGAGGAGCUGGCUCAAAAAGAUGAUCUCCAGCUUUUAUUCAGUGCAAUAACCUCUUGGUGCCCUCCCUACAACCUGCCGUGGAGGAAGAGUGCUGGAGAAGUCCUUAUGACCAUAUCCCGUCACGGUCUUAGUGUCAAUGUAGUGAAGUAUAUUCAUGAAAAAGAAUGUUUAUCUACAUGUGUUCAGAAUAUGCAGCAAUCAGAUGACCUGUCUCCCCUAGAAAUUGUUGAAAUGUUUGCUGGGCUUUCUUGUUUCCUCAAAGAUUCCAGUGAUGUUUCCCAAACUCUUUUGGAUGAUUUUCGGAUAUGGCAAGGAUAUAAUUUCCUUUGUGAUCUCUUGCUUAGAUUGGAACAAGCAAAAGAAGCAGAAUCCAAAGAUGCCUUGAAAGAUCUGGUUAAUCUGAUAACUUCCCUAACAACAUAUGGUGUCAAUGAACUAAAACCAGCUGGUAUUACCACAGGGGCACCCUUUCUAUUGCCUGGAUUUGCAGUACCUCAGCCUGCAGGCAAAGGUCACAGUGUGAGAAACAUCCAAGCCUUUGCAGUUCUUCAGAAUGCAUUUUUAAAAGCAAAAACCAACUUCCUUGCCCAAAUCAUUCUUGAUGCCAUCACAAAUAUUUACAUGGCUGACAAUGCCAAUUACUUCAUCCUGGAGUCACAGCACACACUGUCACAGUUUGCAGAAAAGAUUUCUAAGCUCCCAGAAGUACAAAGCAAAUACUUUGAGAUGCUGGAGUUUGUUGUUUUUAGCUUGAAUUAUAUCCCUUGUAAAGAACUCAUUAGCGUUAGCAUCCUCUUAAAAUCUAGCUCUUCUUACCACUGUAGCAUUAUUGCAAUGAAGACGCUUCUUAAGUUUACACGACAUGACUACAUAUUUAAAGAUGUGUUCAGGGAGGUGGGCCUUCUGGAGGUCAUGGUAAACCUUUUGCACAAAUAUGCUGCUCUCUUGAAGGAUCCAACUCAGGCACUAAAUGAACAAGGGGACUCAAGAAAUAAUAGUUCAGUUGAAGACCAAAAACACCUGGCUUUGUUGGUUAUGGAGACCUUGACAGUGCUGCUUCAAGGAUCAAACACAAAUGCAGGAAUUUUCCGGGAAUUUGGAGGUGCGAGAUGUGCACAUAAUAUCGUGAAGUACCCUCAGUGCCGGCAGCAUGCCCUGAUGAUUAUCCAGCAGUUGGUGCUGUCCCCAAACGGGGAGGAUGACAUGGGCACUCUCCUGGGGUUAAUGCACUCAGCCCCACCGACAGAAUUGCAGUUGAAGACCGACAUUUUAAGGGCCCUCCUAUCAGUCCUUCGAGAAAGCCAUCGUUCAAGAACAGUUUUUAGGAAAGUUGGAGGAUUUGUGUACAUUACAUCCUUGCUUGUUGCCAUGGAAAGGUCUUUGAGCUCACCACCCAAGAAUGGCUGGGAGAAAGUGAACCAGAAUCAAGUGUUUGAACUUCUCCACACUGUGUUUUGCACAUUGACUGCAGCAAUGCGCUAUGAGCCAGCCAACUCUCAUUUCUUCAAAACAGAGAUUCAGUAUGAGAAGUUGGCAGAUGCUGUUCGAUUUCUUGGCUGCUUCUCAGACCUAAGAAAAAUAAGCCCCAUGAAUGUCUUCCCCUCAAACACACAGCCAUUUCAAAGACUUUUGGAGGAAGAUGUAAUCUCGAUGGACACAGUGUCACCCACUUUACGGCACUGCAGUAAACUCUUUAUUUAUCUCUACAAAGUAGCUACAGAUUCUUUUGACAGUCGUGCAGAACAGAUCCCUCCUUGCCUGACAAGUGAGUCUUCUCUCCCCUCUCCUUGGGGUACACCAGCUUUGUCCAGGAAAAGGCAUGCAUAUCAUUCUGUUUCAACUCCCCCUGUUUACCCUCCUAAAAAUGUCGCUGACCUGAAACUACAUGUGGCAACUACAUCUUUCCAGAGUUCUGAUGCUGUCAUCAUUCAUCCCGGAGCCAUGCUUGCUAUGCUGGACCUCCUGGCCUCUGUUGGGUCAGUGACACAGCCAGAACAUGCUCUGGACCUUCAACUUGCUGUGGCAAAUAUCUUACAAGCCCUGGUGCACACAGAGAGAAACCAGCAGGUCAUGUGUGAAGCUGGCCUUCACGCCCGAUUGCUGCAGCGGUGCAGUGCCGCCCUGGCAGACGAGGACCACUCACUGCACCCGCCCCUCCAGCGGAUGUUUGAACGACUAGCUUCUCAGGCUCUGGAGCCCAUGGUGCUGAGGGAGUUUUUACGUUUGGCAAGUCCAUUAAAUUGUGGUGCCUGGGACAAAAAACUGCUAAAACAAUAUAGGGUCCACAAACCAAGUUCACUGAGUUAUGAGCCAGAGAUGCGAAGUAGCAUGAUCACAUCUAUGGAAGGCCUGGGUUCUGAUAAUGUUUUCAGCUUACAUGAAGAUAACCAUUACCGGAUAAGCAAGAGCCUGGUAAAAUCUGCAGAAGGAAGUACUGUACCCCUAACUAGGGUGAAGUGUCUGGUCUCCAUGACAACCCCACAUGACAUCAGACUUCAUGGGUCAUCAGUUACUCCAGCUUUUGUUGAAUUUGACACAUCCCUUGAAGGAUUUGGCUGCUUGUUCCUGCCCAGUUUGGCCCCCCAUAAUGCCCCCACAAACAAUGCUGUCACAACAGGUCUUACCGAUGGGGCCGUGGUCAGCGGCAUUGGUUCCGGUGAAAGAUUCUUCCCUCCUCCAUCUGGCUUAAGCUACUCUAGCUGGUUUUGUAUUGAACAUUUUAGUUCUCCUCCAAAUAACCACCCUGUCAGACUUCUUACUAUUGUGCGCCGAGCAAAUUCUUCUGAGCAGCAUUACGUGUGCCUUGCCGUCGUUUUGUCAGCAAAAGACCGAUCUCUGAUUGUCUCCACCAAAGAGGAACUACUCCAAAACUAUGUUGAUGAUUUUAGUGAAGAAUCCUCUUUUUAUGAGAUUCUCCCAUGCUGUGCCCGCUUCCGAUGUGGGGAACUUAUAGUUGAGGGACAGUGGCAUCAUCUGGUUUUGGUGAUGAGCAAAGGCAUGCUGAAAAACAGUACUGCAGCCCUCUAUAUUGACGGACAGCUUGUUAACACUGUGAAGCUACAUUAUGUUCACAGUACCCCUGGGGGUUCGGGUUCUGCAAACCCACCAGUGGUCAGCACAGUCUAUGCGUAUGUUGGCACUCCACCUGCCCAGCGCCAGAUUGCUUCACUGGUUUGGCGCCUGGGACCCACGCAUUUUCUGGAAGAAGUUUUACCUCCUUCAAAUGUUACUACCAUUUAUGAACUGGGACCAAAUUAUGUUGGAAGCUUUCAGGCCGUAUGUAUGCCAUGUAAAGAUGCAAAGUCUGAAGGUGUAGUCCCAUCUCCUGUGUCAUUAGUACCGGAAGAAAAGGUAUCAUUUGGCCUCUAUGCACUCUCUGUGUCUUCCCUAACGGUGGCAAGAAUCCGGAAAGUGUACAACAAGUUGGACAGCAAAGCCAUCGCUAAGCAGUUAGGCAUUUCCUCUCAUGAGAAUGCCACUCCUGUGAAGUUGAUACACAAUUCAGCAGGACAUCUUAAUGGGCCUGCACGGACAGUUGGGGCUACUCUGAUUGGAUACCUGGGAGUAAGAACAUUUGUCCCUAAGCCUGUUGCCACUACUUUGCAGUACAUUGGUGGAGCUGCAGCCAUCCUGGGUCUGGUGGCCAUGGCUUCUGAUGUGGAAGGGCUCUAUGCAGCAGUCAAGGCCCUGGUUUGUGUGGUCAAGAGUAACCCACUAGCCAGCAAAGAAAUGGAAAGAAUCAAGGGCUACCAGUUGCUGGCAAUGCUGCUUAAGAAGAAACGUUCCCUCCUCAACAGCCACAUUCUCCAUCUAACGUUUUCCUUGGUGGGAACUGUUGAUAGUGGACAUGAGACCUCCAUUAUUCCAAAUUCAACUGCCUUCCAGGAUCUACUCUGUGAUUUCGAAGUUUGGCUCCAUGCACCGUAUGAACUUCAUCUUUCCUUAUUUGAACACUUUAUUGAGCUGCUCACUGAGUCCAGUGAAGCUUCAAAGAAUGCCAAAUUAAUGAGGGAAUUCCAGCUAAUCCCCAAGUUGCUCCUGACUCUUCGAGAUAUGUCUUUAUCCCAGCCUACCAUUGCUGCCAUUAGUAAUGUGCUGAGCUUCUUACUGCAAGGUUUUCCCAACAGCAAUGAUCUGCUCAGGUUUGGCCAGUUUAUUUCUUCUACUUUACCAACGUUUGCAGUUUGUGAGAAAUUUGUAGUUAUGGAAAUAAACAAUGAAGAGAAGCUUGAUACUGGAACUGAAGAAGACUUUGGAGGUCUUGUAUCUGCUAAUCUUAUACUUUUGAGGAACAGACUUCUAGAUAUCUUGCUAAAACUAGUUUAUACAUCUAAAGAAAAGACAAGCAUUAAUUUGCAAGCUUGUGAAGAACUGGUUAGGACACUGGGCUUCGACUGGAUUAUGAUGUUUAUGGAAGAACACUUGCACUCCACCACAGUUACAGCAGCCAUGAGGAUUCUUGUCGUGCUGCUGAGUAAUCAGUCCAUUCUCAUCAAGUUUAAGGAAGGACUCAGCGGUGGAGGGUGGCUGGAACAGACAGAUUCUGUCUUAACUAAUAAGAUCGGAACUGUAUUAGGAUUCAACGUGGGCAGGAGUGCUGGCGGGCGAUCGACGGUCAGGGAGAUUAACCGUGAUGCUUGUCAUUUUCCUGGUUUCCCAGUUCUUCAGUCCUUCCUUCCUAAACACACUAAUGUCCCUGCUCUCUACUUUCUCCUCAUGGCACUGUUUCUGCAGCAGCCAGUUAGUGAGCUGCCUGAGAACCUGCAGGUCAGUGUGCCUGUCAUCAGCAGCCGGUGUAAGCAGGGUUGCCAGUUUGAUUUAGAUUCUAUUUGGACAUUUAUCUUUGGAGUUCCUGCCUCAAGUGGAACUGUGGUCUCCUCUAUCCAUAACGUGUGCACAGAAGCUGCUUUUUUAUUAUUGGGGAUGCUCCGAAGCAUGCUGAAUUCACCUUGGCAAUCAGAAGAAGAGGGGUCUUGGCUCCGGGAAUACCCCGUGACCCUGAUGCAGUUCUUUAGAUACUUAUAUCACAACGUUCCUGACCUGGCCUCCAUGUGGAUGAGCCCUGACUUCCUGUGUGCAUUAGCAGCCACCGUCUUCCCCUUCAAUAUCCGUCCUUACUCAGAGAUGGUGACUGAUCUUGAUGAUGAAGUUGGAUCUCCAGCAGAAGAAUUUAAAGCCUUUGCAGCAGACACAGGGAUGAACAGAAGCCAGUCAGAGUACUGCAAUGUGGGCACAAAGACGUAUCUGACCAAUCACCCAGCUAAAAAGUUUGUUUUUGACUUCAUGCGGGUCUUAAUAAUAGACAAUCUCUGUCUUACUCCUGCCAGCAAGCAGACUCCGCUAAUUGAUCUUUUGUUGGAGGCUUCUCCUGAAAGAUCUACAAGAACUCAGCAAAAAGAAUUUCAGACUUAUAUUUUGGAUAGUGUGAUGGACCAUUUGCUUGCAGCUGAUGUCUUAUUGGGGGAAGAUGCAUCUCUGCCUAUUACCAGCGGAGGAAGCUACCAGGUAUUGGUGAACAAUGUGUUUUAUUUCACACAACGUGUGGUGGACAAGCUUUGGCAAGGCAUGUUCAACAAAGAAUCUAAACUUCUUAUAGAUUUUAUAAUUCAACUAAUUGCACAGUCAAAAAGAAGAUCACAGGGAUUGUCACUUGAUGCGGUUUAUCACUGCCUCAAUAGGACCAUCUUGUACCAGUUCUCACGGGCACACAAAACCGUUCCACAGCAAGUGGCACUCCUAGAUUCGCUCAGGGUCCUGACUGUAAACAGGAACUUGAUCCUGGGACCUGGGAACCACGACCAGGAAUUCAUUAGCUGUCUGGCUCACUGCCUUAUUAAUCUACAUGUUGGAAGCAACGUGGAUGGGUUCGGACUGGAAGCAGAAGCCCGCAUGACUACAUGGCACAUUAUGAUACCCUCUGACAUUGAACCAGAUGGUGGUUACAGCCAAGAUAUUAGUGAAGGGCGUCAGCUUCUUAUAAAAGCUGUCAACAGAGUUUGGACUGAAUUAAUUCAUAGUAAGAAACAAGCCUUGGAGGAGCUUUUCAAAGUCACUCUACCUGUGAACGAAAGGGGUCAUGUGGACAUAGCUAUAGCAAGGCCGCUCAUUGAAGAAGCUGGUUUAAAGUGUUGGCAGAAUCAUCUGGCCCACGAGAAGAAAUGCAUAAGUCGAGGAGAAGCUCUAGCGCCCACCACGCAAUCCAAAUUGUCCCGCGUGAGCAGUGGUUUUGGUCUUUCCAAGUUAACAGGAUCAAGAAGGAAUCGAAAGGAAAGUGGUCUUAACAAACACAGUCUUUCCACCCAGGAGAUUUCUCAGUGGAUGUUUACACAUAUUGCUGUUGUCCGUGACUUAGUAGAUACACAAUAUAAGGAAUAUCAGGAGCGCCAGCAAAAUGCCCUGAAGUACGUGACAGAGGAGUGGUGCCAGAUCGAGUACGAACUGUUGCGGGAGCGAGGGUUGUGGGGCCCCCCCAUCGGUUCCCAUCUAGACAAAUGGAUGUUGGAGAUGACAGAAGGGCCCUGCAGAAUGAGGAAAAAAAUGGUGCGAAAUGAUAUGUUUUAUAACCAUUACCCUUAUGUGCCAGAAACGGAGCAAGAGACCAACGUGGCGUCUGAGGUCCCAAGUAAACAGCCCGAGACACCUGAUGAUAUCAUUCCUCAAAAGAAACCUGCUCGAUACAGAAGAGCUGUAAGUUAUGACAGUAAAGAAUACUACAUGCGACUAGCCUCUGGCAAUCCAGCCAUUGUCCAGGACGCCAUUGUGGAGAGUUCAGAAGGUGAAGCUACACAGCAAGAACCAGAGCAUGGCGAAGAUACUAUUGCUAAGGUCAAAGGUCUGGUCAAGCCUCCUCUAAAACGGUCUCGAUCCGCACCUGAUGGAGGAGAUGAGGAGAGCCAGGAGCAACUACAAGACCAGAUUGCUGAGGGCAGCUCUAUAGAGGAGGAGGAGAAAACAGACAAUGCUACCCUACUGCGCCUGUUGGAGGAAGGAGAAAAGAUUCAACACAUGUACCGCUGUGCUCGGGUCCAGGGCCUAGAUACAAGUGAGGGGCUACUUCUUUUUGGUAAAGAGCAUUUUUAUGUGAUUGAUGGAUUUACAAUGACAGCAACCAGGGAAAUAAGAGAUAUUGAAACCUUACCUCCAAAUAUGCAUGAGCCAAUUAUCCCCAGAGGAGCCAGGCAAGGUCCCAGUCAACUCAAAAGAACAUGCAGCAUUUUUGCAUAUGAAGAUAUCAAGGAAGUACAUAAAAGGCGGUAUCUCCUGCAGCCUAUUGCUGUGGAAGUUUUCUCUGGAGAUGGACGGAAUUACCUCCUUGCUUUUCAGAAAGGAAUUAGAAAUAAAGUCUAUCAAAGGUUUUUGGCCGUAGUGCCGUCUCUGACUGACAGCUCAGAGUCUGUGUCUGGACAACGACCAAACACAAGUGUGGAGCAGGGAUCUGGGUUGCUUAGCACCUUGGUUGGAGAGAAGUCUGUGACUCAAAGAUGGGAGAGAGGUGAAAUCAGCAACUUCCAGUAUUUGAUGCACUUGAACACUUUGGCUGGCAGAUCCUAUAAUGAUCUCAUGCAGUAUCCUGUCUUCCCCUGGAUCCUUGCAGAUUACGACUCAGAGGAGGUAGACCUUACUAAUCCCAAGACCUUUAGAAACCUGGCUAAGCCAAUGGGUGCACAGACAGAUGAACGAUUAGCUCAAUAUAAGAAGCGAUAUAAAGACUGGGAAGAUCCUAAUGGAGAAACUCCAGCUUACCACUAUGGGACCCACUAUUCAUCUGCAAUGAUUGUGGCUUCAUACCUAGUAAGAAUGGAGCCUUUCACUCAGAUAUUCUUAAGGCUGCAGGGAGGCCACUUUGACCUGGCUGACCGAAUGUUCCACAGUGUACGUGAGGCCUGGUAUUCAGCAUCAAAGCACAACAUGGCAGAUGUGAAAGAACUUAUCCCAGAGUUUUUUUACUUACCAGAAUUCCUGUUCAAUUCCAACAACUUUGAUCUAGGCUGUAAACAAAAUGGCACCAAGCUUGGCGAUGUUAUCCUUCCACCGUGGGCAAAAGGGGACCCGCGGGAAUUCAUCAGAGUCCAUCGUGAGGCUUUGGAAUGUGAUUACGUGAGUGCCCAUCUGCAUGAGUGGAUUGACUUAAUCUUUGGCUAUAAACAGCAAGGCCCUGCUGCAGUAGAAGCUGUAAAUGUCUUCCACCAUCUUUUUUAUGAGGGUCAAGUGGAUAUCUACAACAUAAAUGAUCCACUAAAGGAGACAGCCACCAUAGGGUUCAUUAAUAACUUUGGUCAGAUCCCUAAACAGUUAUUUAAAAAACCUCAUCCACCAAAGCGAGUGAGGAGCCGACUAAAUGGAGACAGUAUGGGCACCUCUGCCCCACCAGGAUCUACAAGUGACAAGAUCUUUUUCCAUCACCUAGACAACUUGAGGCCUUCUCUAACGCCUGUAAAAGAACUUAAAGAACCUGUGGGACAAAUAGUGUGUACAGAUAAAGGCAUUCUUGCAGUAGAACAGAAUAAGGUUCUUAUCCCACCAACCUGGAACAAAACUUUCGCUUGGGGCUAUGCAGACCUCAGCUGCAGGCUGGGAACCUAUGAGUCAGACAAGGUAGUGACUGUUUACGAGUGUCUGUCUGAGUGGGGCCAGAUUCUCUGUGCAAUCUGCCCCAACCCCAAGCUGGUCAUCACAGGUGGAACGAGCACAGUGGUGUGUGUCUGGGAGAUGGGCACCUCGAAAGAAAAGGCUAAGACCCUCACUCUCAAACAGGCCUUACUCGGCCACACUGAUACUGUCACCUGUGCCACAGCAUCAUUAGCCUAUCACAUAAUCGUCAGCGGGUCCCGUGACCGAACCUGCAUCAUCUGGGAUCUGAACAAACUAUCAUUUCUAACCCAGCUCCGAGGCCAUCGAGCUCCGGUCUCUGCUCUUUGUAUCAAUGAAUUAACAGGGGACAUCGUGUCCUGCGCUGGCACGUAUAUCCACGUGUGGAGCAUCAACGGGAACCCUAUCGUGAGUGUGAACACGUUCACAGGCAGGAGCCAGCAGAUUGUCUGCUGCUGCGUGUCGGAGAUGAACGAGUGGGAUACACAGAACGUCAUAGUAACGGGACACUCAGAUGGCGUGGUCCGGUUUUGGCGAAUGGAAUUUUUGCAAGUUCCUGAAACACCAGCUCCUGAGCCUGUUGAAGUCCUAGAAAUGCAGGAAGACUGUCCAGAAGCACAAAUAGGGCAGGAAGCCCAGGACGAGGACAGCAGCGAUUCAGAAGCAGAUGAGCAGAGCGCCAGCCAGGAUCCCAAGGACACGCCUAGCCAGCCCAGCAGCACCAGCCACCGGCCCCGGGCAGCCUCCUGCAGAGCAACGGCUGUCUGGUGCACUGACAGUGGUUCCGAUGACUCCAGGCGCUGGUCUGACCAGCUCAGUCUGGAUGAGAAGGAUGGCUUCAUAUUUGUGAACUAUUCAGAGGGCCAGGCCAGAGCCCAUCUGCAGGGGCCCCUUAACCACCCUCACCCCAAUCCCAUUGAAGUGCGGAAUUACAGCAGAUUGAAGCCUGGGUACCGGUGGGAACGUCAGCUGGUGUUCAGGAGUAAGCUAACUAUGCACACGGCCUUUGAUCGGAAGGACAACGCACACCCGGCAGAGAUCACCGCCCUGGGCGUCUCCAAGGAUCACAGCAGGAUCCUCGUUGGCGAUAGUCGAGGCCGAGUGUUCAGCUGGUCUGUGAGUGACCAGCCAGGCCGUUCCGCUGCUGACCACUGGGUGAAGGAUGAAGGAGGUGACAGCUGUUCGGGCUGCUCCGUGCGGUUCUCUCUCACAGAAAGACGGCACCAUUGCAGGAACUGCGGCCAGCUCUUCUGCCAGAAGUGCAGUCGGUUUCAGUCAGAAAUCAAACGCUUGAAAAUCUCAUCCCCGGUGCGCGUGUGUCAGAACUGUUACUACAAUUUACAGCAUGAGAGGGGUUCAGAGGAUGGGCCUCGGAAUUGUUGAAGAUUCAACAAGCCGAUUGCAGACCGCGGUCUGUAGACCCCCUUCCCGAUUCCUGGCACGGCUCACAGCUCAGAAGGCAUCGGAACAGUCUCCGUUUACGCCUCUCUUCAUGCCAUGUGUUUGAAGCGUUGAAUUCAAAGGGAUCAGUGAACAAGCGGGUGUAGAGUGCAGUAAUGGGGCAGACACUGUUCGGGUGAACAGCACAAGAACAGAAGGCGGUUCCUAGGAGCGACUCUUCCAAUAUCCGAUUCUCCCUGUUACCAGUAGCUGUCUCCAAGAGAAAAUCCUCACAUAUUAACUGUCUUUUCUUGCGUCUCAUUUUUAUAGAUCUACUCAUCCUUAUUUGGAAAAACCACCACCAACAACAAAAAAAAAGGCUUUUAGAAAAUGGUUGUAAAUCUGACUUCUUUGCAAGUGACUGUGUAUAUUGUAAAUAGGUAUAAAGGCCUUUUUUUCUAAAUAAGGACUUAACUGUCUGUAACAUGAGACUUCAAACUAAACCACUAACUCAGUGAACUACUUACUUACGGUUUGUCUGACAUCUCUCACAAAUUAAUUAUAAAUAUGUUUUUUAAAUCCUCAAAGACAUUAUCUGUGGUCUUUUUUCCCUUCUUUCAAACCCAGCCUCUGUGCCCGAUGUCCUUUCUUUCAAGUUGCCCACAGUAUCUCCACUUAAACUAGGCUAGUAACCAAAAUAAUGUGGACCUUCUUUAGGAAACAGUGUGGGAGAAUAAGAGUCCUGCCAUGAGAUAGCCUGGAAAUAGCUGGGCAUCUUGCACCUGGCCGUGUGCCACCUCAGUGUUGUUCCAGUGUCCUAAGGCCCCUUGUAAACUUCUGUCCGGACUGCUGUGUGGCCAUAGCGUAACUUCGUAGCAUUGCAUAGCGGUUGGUGGUCACGUGAUUGAUGCAAUGCAGGAAACAGCCCUGCCUCAACUAAUGGAAAUAUUUUUGCAUGUAACCCAAAUUAGCUUCUCUUGCAUAGAACAUAAUAAGUAUGUGUCUUUGGUGACACUAAUGUUCUACUAUAGCUUAUUUUCAAAAAAGGGUAAAACAUGAAAAAAGUGUACAGAAUUAACGUAUAAACCUUGUUGUAAAACUGGAUCAUGUCAGAACUGCUUAUAAUUAACCUUUACCAUUUAAUGCCAUCUACCUGAAAACAGUGAGAUUUAUACUGUAUCAAUGUCUAUUUUUUUGUUUUUGCUAUGAAUAUAAUUACAGUAUUUUAAUAUUUAGUUAUUUAAUUUGUUCUACUAGUUGGAUACAGAACACACAAAUCCAGGGAGACUAAAGCUGGUUGGGGCUAAGCGAGAAGUUUAGUUUACAGAAAAAAAGGCUUUGGUGGUGGGAUUUUUUUAAAUGUGUGUUAUGUACAUAUAUAUAUGUGUAUAUAUAUAUAAAACAAAUGAAACAACUAAUCUAGAUUUUAACAUUUUCAGAUAUUUAGUGAUAAUAUUAUGAACAAUUCUAAAAGCCCUGUGAUUUGAAAAAAAAUGUAGAAUUAUUUAUGGCCCAAGCAAGGAAGGACAGACCUUCACAUGCUCAUGGAGGUAUCAUACAAAGGACAGUGGCUCUGGCUUUCCCAACUUUUCAUCUUUAGGCCCUGGUGACAGGCACACUUAUGCACUAAAAUGCACAUAUAUGCACAUGCAUUCAAAAAUAGGCAUUGGUACAAUAGUAACCUUGUACCUAAUGGGCUGAAACCAGCUUAAGAACAAAUUUGUUCUUCCUGAUAACUAGGUCUCCAAGAGAAAAUAUAAAGGCUGCUUUAGUGCCUUAUGCUUACUAAAUUUAAACCUUUAUUUACCUAGGUUUGAGCCUACAGUCUAUUUAUGAUUACAUAUCAAAAUCGAUUAAUACACUUCCAUUUCUAAAAGUUCAAAUACACUUGUUAAUAAAAGGAUUAUCGGCAUUAAUACUUUCACUUGAAGAAAAGUUGUGUUGUUUUCCUUCCUGUCUUACUCCCCUCCCCCACACCCCUCCCUGCCCACCAUCUUACUUCAAUUCUAAUAAAUAAUGCUGGAUGUUCAACAGUGGCAGGAAUUGUGCCAUCACGUAACCGUGGGCUUCGCCCCUGUCCAGCCCUAUAGAUGAGUUGUAGCAGUGUUAUUCUACACUUUUUAAAAGAAGCGUCCUCCUCGUGUCUAUGAACCGUGUUUACCCCAAACCCAAUGGCAGAGGUGUUCUUUAAAGACUUGAAUAUAUGAAUGUGUGUAUGUAGUUACUUAAAGGUUAUUCCUCUAUGUAAUAUGAAGUUAUAUGGGAUGAACACUUUUAAACUUUCCGACACAACUUCCAUAACUAGAAGGUGGAAACCAAAACCCUCAUGAUAGUAUUUCCUCUGGCAGCUGGUGCUGUGGGCAACUGUUUUAUUCGGUGGACUUUCUUUUCUUUUUGCUUUCUAAUGCAGAACUCACAAACCACUCACACAUGCAAGUACACUCACAUACAUCAACUAAUCGUUUCUCUGGAUGUCUUUCUGUGUUCCAUGUAAAUUUGUUUACCGACGCAUAUUCUCAGCAUGUACAUCCACCUUUGUGUGGCCUGUAUUCUUUCUCUGAGAGUACCUCACAGGGCCCUGCCUGAUCGUUGUAGCUCAUUUGUUCAUUCAUCCAUUUAUCCAUCCACCCAUUUAUUCUAACGUCUGUGUAUAGUGUGCAACUGUAAUGUCAUGCUUCUGAAGAGGAAAAUAGCUGCCCAUAGCAGCCAUCCGUCUGGAUAAUAGCAAAACACUCUAGAUAAGUUAUUUUGCACUUUCUUAUGUAUAAAGUUGGUAGAAACUUAUUUUUGCUUUGUAUCAUUUAAAUACAUUUUGUUUUGGUAAAUGAACUGUGUAUAAACUAUUUAUGCCGUUAAAACUGUUUUUAGAAAGUAUUUUUAAUUUCAGCAAGUUUGGUUACUUGUUGCAUGACUAUUAACACAGCUGACUUUUUGUGUCAGUGCAAUGUAUAUUUUUUUGUCCUGUUAUUAACUUGUAAGCCCUAGUAAUGGCCAAUUAUUUGUACAGCAACAGAAGUAAAUUGAAGAUACUGGCUAAGACUGGAUUGAUUGUGGACGUUUGUACUAUACUGCAGAAUCCAAUAUCUGUUCUUUGGUGGUUAUGUAAAAGGCCUGAAGAUUUACUAUCUAGUGUGCAAUCUGUGAUAACUGAAUGUUCAUUGUAUAUCUGUCUCUGAUGCAAAAAGGUAGAGUAACACAAUUACAAUACAUGAUUAAAUGCAGUAGUCCAGGUACUUUUUUUUUUUCAUUUCAAAUAAAUACCUACUAUUUACCACCCAAAGAAAAAAAGUUGUUUUUAAGCCAGUUUAUUCAGGGAAGGAAAAACAAAACAGAAGGCAAAUAAGUCCCUCAACUUUGUAUAGUUCUUUUCUAGUCGUGAAUCUAUCUUUCAGAAGCUCCUGCUUACAGAAAUGCUUGUUGUGAGGGUCUGGUUCAAGCUCUGGUUUGAUCCGUCCUUAAAUGCUUUCUGCAUUGAGCUUCCCAAUUGUGCUGGCUUUCUGGGGCUGAUGAGUGUGUGUGGAUGGCCACAGGGAGAGGCAAGUGACUUCUGGAGACACACCUACAAACUUGAAUGGACCCAGGGACAAAGUCUGCAUCGUGUAGUUUUGGCUCUUUUUUACUGAGCCUUAUUCUGUCUCCAUCACAUUAGGAAAAGUAAGCAACAGUAAAUCAUCUGUCUCCUCCCCCUACCAUAUUCGUAUCAGGAAUAUUUGGGUAUCCUGCCCUUUUUCUAGAAGCACAGCAUCUAUUGUCAUAAGCUAGUCUUUACAUUUCGGUCUUCAAGAGUUAAGGACUCACGAAUCCAUUCCUUUGGCCACUGGCUUACUUAGUUUUAAAACUGCCUUCCCAAUAAAGAAGACUAUAGAAAACACUUUUAUUUUUUUUAGAAAACACUUUUUAUAUGUAUAUAGGCUACGUUAGCAACUUCAUGUUUCCUCUUUCUGAAGAUAACUAACAAAAUCCCAGUUCAAUUGAAGCUUGAACAGCAGUGUCCCAAACUUGAGGAUAUAGUGCCUAUUACAAAUGCCACCUCAGUGCAACUCCUUUUAGAGGCAAAGAUAUCGGAAGGCCGAGAACUUCUAAGACAACAGCCGCUUAGAGAAAACAGGGUAGUUACCAUUUCUUUAAUGCAAUAUUCCUAGUUCUAGUGACCUCAAGAAGAUGAGCAGUGCUGAAAUUCUUCGGGGCUUAAAGAACAAACGUGCAAAUGAUCACUAAGUCCCGCAUCUGCUGUUUGCCUCUCCUCUUUGAUAAAAUUACAUCCGCACCCCUCAUUUUAGCCUGUUUGGAGCAUCGAAGAGGAACCAGGCCAACAGAAUAGGUCUAGCAUUGACUUAGUCUUUUUUGCUUUAUCGCUGUUCUCAUCUUCCCCACCCAUUGCAAAGCUCUUUUUUAUUUAUUGUUCCUUUUGACUUUUGCUAGAAAUGGCACCAAGCCGAGCUACCACACUGAGAGCCAGCCUGGUGUUUUGGAGAGCCUGGAGGUAGGAGUGGAGAGUUGGAGGCUGCAGUGGUUCCCCAGCCUGUGAACUUGAGAAGCCCCUGUUGAAGUGCCCUCAGUGCAUCAGGUUUUCCUGUGUCCAUGGCUACCUGUGAGGAGGGAGGGGUCAAGAUAGUGCUUCCUCAGCUUUACGGUUGUAGGGCAUUUUGAUCCUUAAAAACCAUCAAGGACCCUAACGUUUCUGUUUAUGUGGUUUGCAUCGAUCAAUAGUAUUGUAUUAGAAAUCAAAACAGAUUUUAAAAAUACAUGUAUUAAUUCAUUUAUAAGUAAUGAUAAUAAAAGUAAUAAAAUGAUAAAAAGUAAUAAAAUAUAAUGAUAAAACCAUUAUAUAUUUCAAUGCGGGGGGGAAACCUAAACCAAAAAAAAAAAAAUUUAGUGAAGAGUGGAACUGUUUAUUACAAUUAGCGAAUUUCUUUAAUGUCUGGCUUACUUAAACACAGGUGGAUUCUCAAAUCUGCAUCUACAUUCAAUCUUGUGAUACUUCAUUUUGGUUGAAGCAUAUGAGGAAAAUCCAGCCUCACACAGAGUGUGCUUGAAGUAAAGAAUAUCAUGACUCCUACCAGCAGUUUGGUGCCCCUGGCUUGAUUCGUGCUUACAUUACAACAGUUUAACUCACCAUUGCUUCUGUACCUCAGUUAAGUACAAAUAUCAGUGCAAAUAAUGUUUUAGUAUUAUGAGAAUAAUCUUCAUCUUGCAGACCCCACAAAAGGGGCUCAGGACUCCUAGGGUUCUGUGAACCAAAAGUAUUGGUCCAAGGAAAAGAUGUGUGAGGAUACUCCCCAAACUGCAAAGAAGCAUGUACACAAUCUCAUUUGGGAAAAAGGUCCCUAGUUUAGGCCUGGGUCUUCCGACUGGGCUCCCCCUGAAACCUACGAAGUCUAAGACCAGGCCCUGCCACACAGGACCCUCUGUUGGCGGCCACACCCAGCUAUCCGAAUACCACCUCCAUGGCUCAACACAACACAGACCCCAAGAGUGCAUCUCUGAGGUCUUCUAAUGUCUUUUUUUUAGUCCAUUCUUUAGUCCAAGACUUUCAAGUUUUGAUCAAGUAAAAAAAACUGUAAAUAGUAACAUUUUCAUGUUAGGUACAGUUCACAAUAUACUGGUGAGGAACAGGGUGGCAGAAAGCCAGCUUGGGGGCUCAGUUCCCAUUCUAACACUUGCAGUGAAAUUGGGCUAUCUCUCAGCAUUUGAGUUUCCUCACAUGUAAAUUUUGUAGGAUGAUACCUGCCCGCAGAGAAUUGUUGUAAGAAUUAAAUUGGGUAACAUAUAUAUAGGACACGUAGUGCCUGACAUAUAUGUCCUCGAUAUAGUGUGUUAAUGUGAAAUAUGAACAUAAAAGGAAUGCGCUGAAACAUCUCUAAAAGCCCAAAUCAAGCCACUGGCAGGUUGUUAAUCUUUAGUUAGAUCCACAACAGGCAGAAUAUUAAGUGUGGGAAGUGUCGCCCUAGAAAUCACUGCCCCAAACCCUCAUUUAACCCGAAAGGAAAGGGAUUCAGAGAGGUGUUUGCUGGUCCUAAAGCUGUGCUGGUGUUGAGUUUCAUUCUCAGCCUAAGCUCUGGACUCCCAGGCCAAAGCUCUUUACAAACCAUUCCCAGUUUCCUUUUUUUUUUUUUUUUUUUUUUCCUGAGGGGCGGGAGUGGUGACUGCCGUGAAAAUGUACUUAAGAUUUUUUUUCACUAUUCAUGCAUAAUCAUGUCGUACUUUAUUGAGAAAAUAAAACACUAGAAAUUCAACCUUGGCUUUCAGCUGUCGCUCCUCCUGCUCUACCAGGGAAAGAUGUAAGCUGCAUCCCGCAGCAGAGGACAGUUGUGUGUUGACUAACUUGCCCUCAAGCACAACUUCAAAUUCCAAACAAAAGCUAUACCUUAAGUGCUACUUCUACUCAUAAAAGGAAGCCACUCCUUUGCAAGCUCAUUAGAGAGAAAUAAACCCUGGAACCAAGGCCAACCUGAGGAGUCUUUGGUGUAAAACCAAGGAUCACAGUCUGGCUCUGCAGGCUGAUUCUGCACAAAAGGAAGGAACGGAUCUACUUGAGCAAUGCUAUCAAGUGUGCGUCUGGUUCAAAUUUGGAUCCACCCACAUAGAUGUAUUUUGCCUUCUCCAAAGGUGGCUUUUGUGUUCCUGCUGAUACCUCUGCCGCUGGGCCUUGAGGAUGAUUCAAAAAUGUCAUGACCGCCCUCUUCAAGAACUUUCUAGUCCUAAACAAGAGGCUCGCCUUCAUGGAGGUGUAACUCAGUUUCCAGCAAGUCUGUUCAACUUCGUGCUGUUUCUAAUUCAGUAAGAAUGACACUCGCCACAUUUGUUUUCUUAGCUCUGCAAUCUUCACUGUCAUACCAUUCUGUUAUUUUAUCAUCUCAUCCUUGAUAGGAAUUGAGUUCAUACUCUUCUAGUUCUAUAGAAUGCAAAGCCUUACCGGAAAAUUCUCUUCUGCUACGAUUGUUUUCCCUCCAGGCUGGGUUUUGGUCAUCUGCAAAUGUUGUUCUGCCUGCUUGCCUGCCUGCCUGCCUUUGUUCUGUAGAGGUGUCAACACCACUGAAUUUCAUCUUCCUUGUUCUAAAAUUUUUUUUAAUGUUUAUUUAGUUUUGAAAGAGAGAGAGCCAGGGAGGGGCAGAGAGCAAGGGAGACGCAGAAUCCGAAGCAGGCUCCAGGCUCCGAGCUGUCAGCACAGAGUCCGACGUGAGAUCAUGACCUGAGCCGAAGUCAGAUGCUUAACCGACUGAGUUCUAGUCGGUUACAGAGAUACAGUGUGAGUGAAUUCCUUUUAAGGACGGGCUGCUUCUGCCUUUGCUGACCCCUGUGAUUCUCAGCUGGGCUGCUGGCAUCCUCCUUGCUUGAAUCCAGCGGGGCUCCCGCCCCCACACUCGCUCUGCUCUGCCUGCACAUCUGUGCCCAGACUUGAACUUCUGCCUGUGAGGAUCCUAACCCAAUUGUGCUCCUCUUCCUCCCUCAGCCACUUUGGUCUUCAGAUGUCACCUUGUAAGGGAGGCCUUUUCUGACCAAACUACAGUAUCUCAAUUUGCCAGCCCCUGAUUUUUCCAUCUCCACCCUCCUCUGCUUUGUCCUUCCCUGUAGCAUCUACCACAGUGAGACGGGCCAGAUGCUAUGUGGUGUCUCCCCAGGGAAGCGUAAGCUACACAGAGGCUGAGAUGGGCAUCCGUGUUGGUCACAGUUGUGCCUGGCAGAGCAGCUGCUCAGUGAAUCUGCUGAGUGAAAGAAUUAGGGGCAGCCCACCCCCAUCUUUACUAAUCUUGAACUUACUGAUUUUAACUUUUUUUCUUUUAUUUUCUAUAUUUAUUUAUUUUGGAGGAGAAUGCAAGUGAGGAAGGGGCAGAGGGAAGGGGCGGAGAAAGGGGGACAGAGGAUCCGAAGUGGGCUCUGAGCUGUCAGCACAGAGCCUGAUGUGGGGCUCGAACUCAUGAACCACAAGAUCAGAGCCAAAGUCGGUCGCUCAACUGACUGAACCACCCAGGUGCACCCCAAUUUUUAACUUUUAUUUUUAUUGUAGGAAGACUUCUCUUUUUUUUUUUUUUUAAGUUUAUGUAUUUUUGAGAGAGAGACAGUGUGAGCAGGGGAGGGACAGAGAGAGAGAGAGAGAGAGAGAGAAUAUCCCAAACAGGCUCUGUGCUCUCAGCACAGAGCCCAACGCAGGGCUGGAACUCCUGACACUGCCAGAUUAUGACCUGAGCCAAAACCAAGAGUAAGAUGCUUAACCAACUGAGUCACCAGGCUCCCCUUAGGAAGACUUCUUAACCUGAGAUCUACCCUCUUAACAAAUGUUGAAGUGUACAAUACCAUCUGGUUAGCUGUCGACACAGCGUUGAACAGCAGACCCCUAGACUUGAUCAUCCUGCCCAACUAAAGCUUUGUGCCUGUUGAACAACAUCUCCCUCUUACCUUCACCCCAGACCCUGGCAGACACCCUUCUACUCUCUACUUAUCCAUGAGUUUGAAUACUUUGGAGACCCCAUGUGAGGAGAAUCAGACAGUGUCUGUCCUUCUGUGACUGGCUUAUUGCACUUAGCAUAAUGUUGUGGGUAUUCAGCCUUAACAGAAUCUGCUUUUGUCCAAGUCUUCAAUUUUUCAUGUGUUGAAUUCACCACGUGCCUGAACACUUAUGUUUCAAACUUUCACUGGGGUUUGACCUUAAACAUUCCAAGUUCCUUAACUCUUGAGGACACCUUUGACCAAAGCACCCUUUCCCCACAGGGAGAGCCAGCUGCCCACCAGCCCAUGGUAGAAGCCUUAGGAUCUCUGCAGCAACACCCGAGAAGAGAGCCUGCCCUCUUUCUUCUAGUCUUGCCUAACUGGGGAGGUUUAAAUAUUCCAGCACUGCCCCACCCCUCAGAGCUGCCCAUCAGACAAUUCAGGGAGGUGGCACAACCUGUGAGGGGGUCUCAUUAUGGAAUGAGCUGGCAGUCCUUCCCUGACCCUCCAAAGGCCCAGAAUUAGCUCUCCUGCAGAUCCCAUCAUUACAGAUUCCUAAAUCAGAUUUUUAAUUUUUUUCAUUAUUUUCUAAUGUUUUUUAUUUAUUUAUUUUUUAUAUUUGAGAGAGAGACUGUGUGAGCAGGGGAGGGGCAGAGAGAGGGAGACAGAAUCCGAAGCAGGCUCCAGGCUCUAAGCUGUCGGUACAGAGCCCAAUGCAGGGUUUGACCUUGUGAGCAGUGAGAUCAUGACCUGAGCCAAAGUCGGACGCUUAACCAACUGAGCCACUCAGGCUCCUAAAAUCAGAUUUUUAAACCAUUUUAUUGAGCUAUAAUUAACAUAGUAUAAAAUUCAUCCAUUUAAAGUGUACAACUUGGGGCUCCUGGCUGGCUGUGUCGGUGGAGCAUGCAACUCAAUCUCGGGGUUUGGGGUUUGAGACCCAUGUUGGGUAAAGAGAUUACUUAAAAAUAAAAUCUAAAAAAAUAAAGUGUACAACUCAAUGGGUUUCAUUAUGUUUACAGAGUUGUGCAACUAUCACCACAAUCUGAUUUUAUCAUCCAAAAAGAAACCUCAUACCAUUAGCAGUCACUUCCCACCCUCCCUGUCCCGGGCCCCAGCCACCAGGAAUCUACUUCCUGUCUACAGAUUUGCCUAUUCUGGACAUUGUGUAUAAUGCAGUCAUACAAUAUGUGGUUUUUCGUGACUGUCUUACUUCAUUUAACAUAUGUUUGAGAUUCAUCCGUAUUGUAGCAUGUAUCAGAACUUUGUUCCUUUUUAUUGCCAAGUAGUUUAGCUCAUUGCAUGGGUAUUUUAUAAUCUAUACACUUACCACUUGAUGGGCAUUUGGGUUGUUUCCACUUUUUCACUAUUUGUGAAUAGCACUGCUAUAAACAUUAGUGUUUUUGUGUAGACGGGCAUUUGAUGUCUUUUGGAAUUGCUGGAUCAUAUGGCACCUCUAUGUGUAACAUCUGGAGGAACUGCCAAACUUUUUCCAAAACGCUUCACCAUUUUACAUUCCUGCCAGCAGUGUACCCAAUCGGUUUUUACUCUCAGGGAGCAGCAACCAACCUGCACUCCCCCUUCUUGUCACAUGUAGACCCUCAUUAGAAUGUCUCUUUGAUUUAGAGACAGACCACCUUCUAGUAUACCUUCUAAGAAGGUAUCUGGUUAGAAAGUAGGUGGCAGUGACAGCCUGCACUAGCAGCCUGUGAAUGCACUAGUCUCAGCUCCUGCUUGGGUUUUCCUGCCACCUCUCCUCCUCAUUCCCUCCCCAGCUCCAGCCAGGUGAGGGGCCUCUCUCGUGUAGACCACAAUCUCAGCACCUUCCACAGUGUCUCCCCAGGUAACCUGCACAUUCUUCGGAGGGCAGAUGGUAUAUCUGAAGGCUCUCAUUUAGAACUUCUAUGAAGUUCUUUUGGCACUGGUUUUAUUAUUUUUUUCUAAAGUUUAUUUUCAGAGAGUGAGAAAGCACACCUGCAUGAGUAGGGGAGGAGCAGAGAGAAAGAGAGAGAGAAUCCCAAACAGGCUUCACGCUGUCAGCACAGAGCCCGACGUGGGGCUCGAUCUCACAAACCAUGAGAUCAUAACCUGAGCCAAAAUCAAGAGUUGGACACUUAACCAACUGAGCCACCCAGGUGCCCCUAUUUUUAUUUAAUUUUUGUUAAUCUUUAUUUUUUGAGAGAGAGAGAGAGAAAGCAUACAAGCAGGGAAGGGGCAGAGAGAGAAGGAGACACAGAAUCCAAAGCAGGCUCCAGGUUCUGAGCUGUUAUCAUGGAGCCCAGUGCGGGACUCGAACUCACAGACCGUGAGAUCAUGACCUGAGCCGAAGUCGGACGCUUAACCGACUGAGCCACUGAGGUGCCCCAUUUGUAUAUUUUUAAUAUGAAUGUGUAUGUACACUUGGCCACUGAUUCUCAGCUGAGGAUGUUAUAUUUGGAUCAAGACCUAUCUCUUCUCUUCCUUCUACAAAAUAGAAUUUUCAGCUAUGGCUAAUGGCAGGACAGAACUAUGAGGAUCCCAGCUGUCAAAGAGGACUCACUAGAUUUGAAACAGUGGAUGAAUCCUGAGCGCAGUAAAGUUGUCAGUGGAAGUGACAAUCUCAGCAAAGAGUGAGUGGGGUGAGCUAAUGGCCCCAUAAGCCUGGAAUUGUGUGGUUGAACCAAGCACAUUCUUGGAUGAGACUAUGCACAUGCACCCAGAGACGUGGAGAAGGUCUGCGUGAUCCACAUCUUCCUGGCUGAACUUGACACUGCUCACAGGAUUCUCAGCAGACAAAACUAAUUGAAUAGCAUCAAAAUUAAAAGGCAUCAAACUUCAAAACAUACCGUUAGGACAGUCAAGCCAUGCACUUAACAACUGAGUGUCAAACUAUGUGAGGCAAAAACUAAGUGCAUUCAUCUAUUUCUCCUUGAAGUCCUAUGAUAGUAGAAAACUUCGACUUGCCACUAUCAGAAAUGGACAGAUUUAGCAAGCAGAAAAUCAGUAAGGUUAAGGUUGAACUCAGCCCCAUCAGUCAGCUGGAUAUAAUUGACAUCUAGAGACUGUUUCACCCAACAACAGCAGAACACACAUGCUUCUCAGGCUCACGUGGAACAUUCACCAAAACAAACCAUACUCUGGGUCAUAAAAUACAUCUUAACGAUUUUAAGAGACCAGAAAUCAUGCAAUGCUCUCUGGCCACUAAGGAAUUAUACUAUAAAUCAAUAACAAGAAAAUCCCAAAAUACAUGGAGAUUAAACACCACACUUCUCAAAAACAUAUCAGCCAAAGAAGAAAUGUCAAGAGAAAUCUAAAAAUAUUUUGAGCUAACUGAAAAUGAAAACACAACUUAUCAAAAUUUGUGAGAUGCAGUGAAAGCAGUGCUUAGGAGGAAAUUUAUAUCAUUGAAUGUAUAUAUUAGAAAAAAAUACCAAAUUUCGAUUAAGGGUCUACCUUAGGAAAUAGAAAAAGAAGAGCAAGUUAAAUCCCACAUAAGCAGAAGAACAAAAGAAAUAAUAAGAUUUAGAUCAGAAAUCAGUAUAAUUAAAAAAAUCAAUACAGGUCAUCACAGAAAAUCAAUGAAACCAAAAGCUGAUUCUUUGAAAACAUCAAUAAAAUCAGUAUAAGCCAGGCUACUCACAGAGAGAAAAAGAGGGAGAUUACUAAUAUUGGAAAAGAAAGAACAUCACUACAGAUCCCAUGGAAAUGAAUAAUAAAGGAAAACUAUGAAAAACUCUUGUCCACAAAUCUGAUAACCUAGAUGAAAUGGACCAAUUCCAUGAAAGAUAUAAUUUGCCAAAGCAAAUUGCUAAACUUUGACUAUUAAAGAAAUUGAAUUAAUAAUUGAUAACCUUCCAAAACAGAAAGCACCAGGUUUACAUGGAUUCACUGGUGAAUUCUAUGAAACAUUUAAGAAAUAAAUCCUAUCAGUUCUCUACAAUCUUUUUUGGAGAUCAGAUGCAGAUACUUCCUACUCAUUCUAUGAGGCCAGCAUUCCCCUAAUGCCAAAUCCGGACAAAAACAUUACAAGAAAACUACAGACCAUUAUCUGUCAUGAAUACAGAUGCUAAAAUUCUCAAAAAACAUAUUAGCAAAUCAAAUCCAACAAUGUAUAAAAAGAAUUAUGCACCAUAACUAAGUGGGACUUAUUCCAAGUAUGCAGCAUUAGCCUGGUUCCAAUUUGAAAAUCAAUUAAUAGAAGCCAUCACAUCAACCAGCUAAAAAAGGGGGGUGCCUGGGUGACUCAGUCAGUUAAGUGUCUGGCCUUUUUUUAUUAUUAGAGAAUGUGCAAGCAGGGGGUAGGGGCAGAGAGAGAGAGAGAGAGAGAGAGAGAGAGAGAAUCUUAAGCAGGUUCCAUCCUCAGCAUGAACCCUUACAUGGGGCUCGAUCCCAUGACUCUGGGAUCAUGACCUGAGUCGAAAUCAGGAGUAGGAUACUCAACUGACUGAGCCACCCAGGUGCCCCAACCAUCUGACUCUUGAUCUCAGCUCAGGUCUUGAUCUCAGUGUCAUGAGUUCAAGUCCCACAUUAGGCUCCACUCUAGGUGUGGAGCCUGCUUUAAAAUAAGACAAUGGCAACAAAAUUCUUAAAUAAUAUCAGUAGAUGCAAAAAUACAACUUGACAAAAUCUGACACUCAUUCAUGAUAAAAUCUACCAAUAAAUAGGAAUAGAGGAGAACACCAUCAACUUGGUAAAGACAAUCUAUAAAAAACCUAUUGGGGCACCUAGAUGGCUCAAUUAAGCAUCCAGCUCUUAAUUUUGGCUCACGUCAUGACUCAUCAUUUGUGAGAUCAAGUCCCAUAUCAGGCUCCAUGCUUGCAGCACAAAGUCUGCUUGGGAUUCUCUCUCUCCAUCUCUCAAAAUAAAUACAUAAAAUUUUUUAAAAACUUAAAAAAAAAAAAACCAAAACCUACAAUUAACAUCAUACCCAAUGGUGAGAAACUCAGAGGUUUACCACUAAGAUCAGUUACAAUGCAAGGAUGUCCCCCCACUUACCACUCCUUUUCAAAAUCAUACUAGAAGUUCCAGCUCAUGCAAUAAAACAAAAAGAAAUAAAAAUAUACAGUUUGAGAAGAAAGGCAUGAAACUGUCUUUGUUAGCAGAUGACAUAAUUAAUUGUAUGUAGAAAGUAAAAAAAAAAAAAAAAAAUCAACCAAAAAACCUCCUGAAACUAAUAAGUAUAGAAAGGUUGCAGGAUAUAAGGAUAGUAUACACAAGCCAAUCAUUUUCAUAUAUACCAGCAAUGAAUGAGUGGAACUUAAAACCACAAUGCUAUUUACAUUAGCAUCCCCGAAAAUGAAA